CAACAACUUGUAGUUCCCCGGAAACCUACUGAAAAAGUCUCUCUUCCUUUUUUUUUAACACCCUGUUGAUUUCCUGAUUAUUUCCUAAGUAUCUCACCACAGGAGCCAAAAGACUGUCCAUAUCAAAAGGACAUGCUGAAGAAAAGCAAGCCCCCCUCCUCCAGGAGAGUUGAAAUCCAGCAAUUGUACCAAAGCUACGCUGCAGGCCACACAACUCUGCCUGCCUGCGCCCUCCUAAGGUUCCUCCACAAGGAGCAGAUGGAGCUCACAGCAAAUGAAGAGACGACGGAGAGUUUGAUUGACAGAUAUGAGAUUGAAGAGACAGCCAGAGAAAGCAGGUCCAUGACGUUCGAAGGCUUCCUCAGGUACAUGGAGUCCAAAGACUGCUGUGUGUUUGACCAAGCCCACACAUCGGUGUACCAAGACAUGGACCAGCCUCUCACCAGUUACUUCAUCUCCUCAUCACACAACACCUACCUGACUGGGGACCAGCUAGUAGGAGAGAGCCACCUGGAUGCAUAUGUUUGCGCCCUGAGGAAAGGCUGCCGCUGCCUGGAGGUUGACUGCUGGGAUGGGCCAGAUAUGGAGCCUAUAGUUUACCAUGGCUACACCCUCACCACCAAGAUACUUUUUAAGGAUGUCAUCGCCACUGUGGAGCACCAUGCCUUCGAGGUGUCUGCUUAUCCAGUCAUCCUGUCUUUGGAAAACCAUUGCUGCCGGGAGCAACAGGAGGUCAUGGCCCAGUACCUCGUCUCUAUUCUGGGGGAUAAGCUGCUGACAGCUCCCUUGGAUCACCCAACCACCGGAGACCUCCCAAGCCCAAAUGACCUGAAGUAUAAGAUCCUGAUCAAGAACAAAAAGCUAAAAGCUCAGAUUAAGACAGAGGACGGAGCAGGGCCGGAGGACAGUGCAGAUGAGGGUGAGGAGGAGGAUGAUGACGAGGAGGAGGAUGAGGAGGAGGAAGAUCUUCGAACAAAAGCAAAGUUCUGGUCUCCAAGAAAGGCAGGGUCAAAGAAGAAAAAGAAGAAGGUGGCGAUGGCCGAGGCUUUAUCUGACCUGGUGGUAUACACGAGGUCCGUCAAGUUCACCAGCUUCGGUCACGCCAAGGACAAUCAGAACUGCUACGAGAACACGUCGAUGGCAGAGAAGAAGGCUCGCAAGCUGGCCAAAGCCUCAGGUCCGGAUUUUGUCCAACACAACCAGAAGUUCCUCAGCAGGAUUUACCCCGCGGGCUCCAGGACGUCGUCCUCAAACUACAACCCUCAGGAGUUCUGGAACGUCGGCUCGCAGCUCGUGGCUCUCAAUUUCCAAUCUCUGGGCUUGCCUAUGGACCUUAAUGACGGCCGUUUCCAGGACAACGGCGGCUGCGGAUACGUCCUGAAGCCAGCAGUGCUCUUGUCCAGUCAGACGAGCUUUGAUCCCGGCUCCAGCCAGCACGGCUUCAAGCCCACACACCUGCUGCUUAAGGUGAUCAGUGGGUCCAACCUACCUGUCCCAAGGAGCGGUAAAACUCUGGACCCCUUUGUCAGAGUGGAGAUUCAUGGGAUUUCGCCCGACUCGCGUAGGAAAAGCACGCAUACUGUCAGAAACAACUCCCUGAGCCCUCACUGGGAUACCGACAUGAACUUCAACAUCAGCUGCCCCGAGCUCUGCCUCGUCCGCUUCUGUGUCCGCGAUCAGACGGGCCUCCUCAGCAGUGAGUUCGUGGGUCAGUACACCCUGCCCUUCACCAGCCUGAAGAAAGGCUACCGCUGGGUGCCCCUCCGGUCCCGAGACGGAUGCAGCCUGGAUCCGGCCUCCCUCUUCGUCUUUGCCUGGUAUUCCUAAAAACAGCUCUCGGUAUCCAACUCUAUCUCUCUCUCACACACACACACACAAACGUUGCCAACAGACAGAGACGCGUGGCUGAUGCAGCAACAACAACAAAAAUAUAUAAAUAAAUUUUGAGAAAAAAAAAUAAUCUCCUCAGAUAUAAAUACCAGUUUUAUUGUCAGGAAACGAAUGUGUUGUUUUGCGCCUGCUGAAGGCAACAGAAGGCAAAUCAUUUUUGCAUCCUUCAAGUAAUAGAGAACUCCCCGUAGUAACAUAUUAGAUCGUUAAUAAAUAACCAGAAAUAAGUGAUGCAAGUGUUGUGGUAGAAUUGGUCAAGUUCACAACUUUAUUUUUUUUUUCCUUCAUUAAUCAGCUGCAAAAGAAAUAGAUGCGUCUCUUAGGUUAUGUUACAGUAUAUUGUGAUGUGUGAUGCAGUCAUACAUUAGCAGCCCAUGAACACAACUAUUAAAAGGGAGCAAACAACGUUUGCUUCCAAUCGCACUUCCCUGUGAGAGCCCCAGCAGGGAAUAAUAUAAAUAGCAUUCACAGAGGUAUACAUUAUUGAACUAGUUCCAGGGCAGGGAAGUCUAUUUUUAUCUUCACUAAAUCCUAUGAAUGAGGCAGAAGAAAGUACAGGUCAGCAGGCCUAUCAGGAGGAGGAGGAGGAGGACGACACCAUUUAGAUAACAUGCAGACCUGCCUUGGCCUAGAAACGGUGCAUGUGUUAAGUGUUUAUCUUGUUUUGGGUGUUUGUGCUGCGAUUGUCUGCCCUUGCGUGUUUGUGCAUGCUGGAGCGUCGCUGCGUUCGAAUGCCACUGAUGGAUAAGACAAAGGACGGAGUGAGGGGGUGAGUGUUAACUCGGCCCCUCGGGCCAAGCAGACAGAGUUGUCAUCCUGCUCACACUCCC
Molecule: messenger RNA, 2720 nt
Organism: Mugil cephalus (flathead mullet)
Lineage: Eukaryota; Metazoa; Chordata; Actinopteri; Mugiliformes; Mugilidae
Product: 1-phosphatidylinositol 4,5-bisphosphate phosphodiesterase zeta-1-like
Exons: 12
Coding region: 133-1827 (564 amino acids)
Biological process (GO): lipid metabolic process; intracellular signal transduction; positive regulation of cytosolic calcium ion concentration involved in egg activation
Cellular component (GO): nucleus
Molecular function (GO): phosphatidylinositol-4,5-bisphosphate phospholipase C activity
Source: RefSeq, a predicted model, not a curated record